GUCAUUCAUUCUUCAUAAAUUUGAACGUGUGCUGACAAAGCAAUCUGCAAGUAUAAAAACCAGCCGAAAUCUGGCAUAAAUCAUCAGUACGACUUUGUCUGAAGAACACAUCGUUCAGCAGCUACUAGAAUCUAUCCAACAUGCACAGCAGCAAGAUUUCGGUCAUUCUGGCCAUUGUUCUGGCCAUCUUUGGGGCUACUUCCAUGGCCGGUCACCUAAGAAGUGGAGGAUACGGUGGUAGUUUCGGUGGAGGACACGUUGGUGCAAUUGGCGUUGGAGGACAUAGCGGUGGAAUAGGAGGAUAUGGUGGAGGACACGGUGCUAGCUUCGGAGGAGGACACGGUGCUAGCUUCGGAGGAGGACACGGUGCUAGUUUCGGAGGAGUACACGGCGGAAGACACGGCGCUAGCUUCGGAGGAGUACAUGGCGGAGGACAUGGUGGAGGACACGGUGGAAGAACUGUUUCUGUUGUUGUCGUCAGGGGAACCGGAGGAGGCCAUGGUGGGCAAGCUGGAGGAUAUGGCGGCGGGUUUGGUGGUGGCCAUGGCUGCCCACACUGCUAACGGCUGAAAGUAAUUUAUUCCAAAUCACUAGUUAUUGGAAAUCCGUCGCUGGCUGACUGGAAAAAAUAAACAAACUAUCAUUGAACAAGAA
This is a messenger RNA of Daphnia magna, 654 nucleotides long. Its product is annotated as ctenidin-3. Lineage: Eukaryota; Metazoa; Arthropoda; Branchiopoda; Diplostraca; Daphniidae. The transcript is spliced from 2 exons. Bases 141 to 563 code for a protein of 140 amino acids. The record is from RefSeq and is a predicted model, not a curated record.